Messenger RNA from Pestalotiopsis fici W106-1, 2862 nucleotides. Its product is annotated as DNA replication licensing factor mcm6. The coding region runs from base 1 to 2862 and encodes 953 amino acids. Gene Ontology annotation, biological process: double-strand break repair via break-induced replication; mitotic DNA replication; DNA replication initiation. The transcript has 2 exons. Gene Ontology annotation, cellular component: nucleus; MCM complex. Lineage: Eukaryota; Fungi; Ascomycota; Sordariomycetes; Amphisphaeriales; Sporocadaceae. The record is from RefSeq and is a predicted model, not a curated record. Gene Ontology annotation, molecular function: single-stranded 3'-5' DNA helicase activity; single-stranded DNA binding; ATP binding.
AUGGCGGCAACUCCCAGUGAUACUGGCAUGGUCAUGUCGGAUGCGCCAUCGCGCACUUCCAGACGUAACUCACGACCUCGAGCUCCUCUGUCCGAAAGUCUGGCCGCGCCCAGCGACGACGAGGGAGAGGGCUUCGCAGACGAUCAAAUCCCCGGUCGCGCCAGGCGAAACGGACCCCAAGAUGUCCCCCGAGUUGAAGACAGGAUCGGCAUCACGGUCCAGGAGCACUUUGAGAACUUUAUCGAGGAGUUCGUAGAAGAUCCCACAUCCUCGGCCGCUCCAACAUCGAGCGCCGUCACGACGGACAAGUACUAUGUUGCGCAAAUUCACGCCAUGCGAGUCUACCAGCUCUCGACCUUUUACGUCAACUACGACCACAUAUCUGCAUAUCAAAAUGGAGGUCUGGCAAAUGCCAUCAACACACAAUACUACCGUUUUCUCCCCUUCCUCACAAACGCCCUCCACAACAUGAUUGCCAAGUACGAACCGCAAUACUUUCGCGAGCAUCGCCAGCCUACAGUGUCGAGUGGUCAGACAACGUCGGGAGCGAGCAAUGCCGGAUCAGGCACUGCCAGCCAGUCCGAAGCCACGCAGGGCAGCAAGACGGCAAAUCAACAGACCGACAAGCUAUUUGCCAUUGCAUUCUAUAACCUCCCGUUGGUCUCUCGGGUGCGCAGUCUGCGAGCCAAGAAUAUUGGCCAGCUCCUGUCCAUCUCGGGAACUGUCACCAGAACUUCAGAAGUCCGACCCGAGCUGUCGGUUGCAACAUUUGUCUGCGAGGCAUGCCGAUCUGUUGUCCCCAAUGUAGAACAAACCUUCCGCUACACUGAGCCUACUCAAUGCCCCAACUUGCAGUGCAAUAACCGCAUUGCUUGGCAAUUGGACAUACGGCACAGCACCUUUGUGGACUGGCAAAAGGUUCGCAUUCAAGAAAACAGCUCCGAAAUCCCCACUGGAAGCAUGCCGCGAACUAUGGAUGUCAUUCUUCGAGGAGAGAUGGUAGACCGAGCCAAAGCCGGCGAGAAAUGUAUCUUUACUGGCGCCUUGAUUGUCGUGCCAGACGUCUCGCAGCUUGGCCUGCCCGGAGUGAGGCCUACAGCCAUUAGAGACGAUCGAAACGCUCCUCGUGGAAACGAUGUAGGUGGCAGCGGUGUUUCUGGCCUCAAAGCGCUAGGUGUGCGUGAUCUUACAUACCGCCUUGCCUUUUUGGCUACAAUGGUCAACUCGGACACAUCGACUCCAGGAUCCAAUGCACAGCGCCCAGUCCAAGAUAUUAUUGGAUCACUUACGCAGGCGAAUGCCGAGAGUGCCGAGACGGUGGAAGAAGCACAGCAGGCUGUGCUGAGCUCCAUGACGCCGGCCGAGAUUGAUGAGCUGCGUGAAAUGGUCCACAGUGAUCAUAUUUACAGCCGACUGGUUCAGUCGUUGGCUCCAAUGGUUUACGGGCAUGAAAUUGUCAAGAAGGGCAUCCUUCUACAGCUCAUGUCGGGUGUGCACAAGACAACGCCCGAAGGAAUGCAGCUUCGUGGCGAUAUCAAUAUUUGCAUUGUGGGCGACCCGUCAACGUCCAAGUCUCAAUUCCUCAAGUAUGUGUGCUCAUUCGCACCGAGAGCUGUGUACACAUCUGGAAAAGCUUCCUCAGCCGCUGGUCUGACGGCCGCCGUCAUCAAGGACGAGGAAACUGGCGAGUUUACAAUCGAGGCCGGUGCACUGAUGUUGGCUGACAAUGGUAUCUGUGCCAUUGAUGAGUUUGACAAGAUGGACAUUGCCGACCAAGUCGCGAUCCACGAAGCCAUGGAACAGCAGACCAUCUCCAUCGCAAAGGCUGGCAUUCAGGCGACACUGAACGCUCGCACAUCCGUCUUGGCGGCAGCCAACCCCGUCGGUGGCCGUUACAACCGAAAGACGACACUGCGCGCAAACAUCAACAUGUCGGCGCCCAUCAUGUCUCGUUUUGAUCUGUUCUUUGUCAUUUUGGAUGAAUGCAACGACCAGAUUGAUAGGCAUUUGGCGGAACACAUUGUGGGUAUCCACCAGCUCCGCGACAGCGCCAUCGAGCCGGAGUUCAGCACAGAGUGUCUUCAGCGUUACAUUCGCUUUGCUCGUACUUUCCGCCCCGAGUUUACAGACGAGGCCAAGGAACAGCUUGUAAAGCGAUACAAGGAGCUCCGUUCCGAUGAUGCCCAGGGCGGUGUCGGCAAGAACAGCUACCGUAUCACGGUCCGUCAACUGGAAAGUUUGAUCCGACUUUCCGAGGCCAUUGCCAAGGCCAACUGCGUAGAGGAUAUUACUGCAGACUUUGUCGACGAGGCAUUCAUGCUGCUACGCCAGAGUAUUAUUAGCGUGGAGCACGAUGAUGUCGAAAUGGACGACGAUGACGACGACGUGACACCUGAGGAUGCUGCUGAGCUGAUUGCAGCAGCAGAUGCCGCGUCGAGUGCUCAACACCAAGAUGCCGAAGGCGACGAGACCAUGGAUAAUGCCGAUGGCUCUUCUUCGCAAACUCCGGCCGACGGCCAGAAGAAGAAGACGGCCAUCACUUAUGAGAAAUAUAUUGCAAUGGUCAACCAGUUUGUGAGCCGCGUCAAUGAUGACGAGGCGACGGGAGCUGCCCAGGGCGUUGAAGCUGAGCAGCUGCUUGAAUGGUACCUCGAGCAAAAGGAGGAGGAGCUUGAGACUGAGGAGGAUCAUGACCGUGAGCUGACCCUGGCCAAGAUGGUCCUAAAGAAGAUGGUCAAGGACAACAUCCUGAUGGCUGUUCGCGGCAGUGGUCUCGCCUCGGACGAAGGAGACGACGAGGAGGCAGCCGAUGCAAAGGUUGUCUAUGUUUUGCACCCCAACUGUGCAGUGGAGGAAUACUGA